GGCGCCCAUACAACCCACAGCACGGAGCUCGUACAGUUUUUAAAUCGAGCUGUGUUUUUCGAACUGUGUUUACUUUGAAAACACAUUUACCUCCAACUGAUAUAUCGAACGUUUUUUUGGUGGAUCGUGUACAUUGUAUAAGUUCAUUUAACUUGUUGUACCAUAUAUUAUUGGUCUGAACUGCGCAGUGAAGUGUUCACGAGCACUCAUGUAUGUUUAGAUCUGCUGGUUAGCGUGUAACUAUACACCAUAGAUCGAUCCGUAGACCAAACACGGGGAAGAUAUAAGCCCAUUAAUGCCUUUUAGUAGAUGUGAAAUCAGGAAAUUGAAGCCAUCGCAAGCAUGCGGUGUGUGAAGGCACUGCAGCUCACCCUCGCGGUCGUCAAACCAGAUGCUGUGGCCCAUCCGCUCAUUCUGGAGGCUCUUCAUCAGAAGAUUCUCGAUAACUUCAUUAUAAUCAGAAAGAAAGAUCUGAUGUGGAGGACAAAGGAUUCAGAAAAGUUUUAUGCUGAACAUGCAGGACGAUUUUUCUAUCAAAGACUGGUUGAAUUCAUGUCAAGUGGCCCAAUGAGAGCGUACGUCCUAGCCAGGGAAGACGCUAUCACUCACUGGAGGGGGAUGAUGGGUCCUACAAAAGUGUUUAGAGCUCGUUUCACUUCACCAGACACCCUUCGAGGCCAGUACGGGCUGACUGACACCAGAAACACCACUCAUGGUUCAGAUUCUGUUGAAUCAGCCAAGAGAGAGAUUUCAUUUUUCUUUCCAGAAUUCAAUGCAGAUGAAUGGAUGGUUAUGGAGGAACCACGUUUUAGGGUUGGACUUAUUGAAUAUAAUGAGGAGAGACAAAUUCAUACUCUCCAGAACACGUGAUGAUCUCUAGGCUGAUGGUACUUCUGCAGUGCUACAUGAAUAUGACUUUCACCUAAUGUUUCUCUUCUGCUGCAUUUUAUUAUUUAUUUUGAUGUUACUCUUUUGUGACUACUAAAUAUCUGUACUUCACCUCUGCCAACAUUAUAUUAAUUUGCAUGUGUUUUAUAUAUGUAAGCUUUGCAGUAAAGGUCAAUAAAUAUUUUCAUCAGCAUAGCAAA
Molecule: messenger RNA, 1088 nt
Organism: Rhinichthys klamathensis goyatoka
Lineage: Eukaryota; Metazoa; Chordata; Actinopteri; Cypriniformes; Leuciscidae
Gene: nme6
Product: NME/NM23 nucleoside diphosphate kinase 6
Exons: 5
Coding region: 343-870 (175 amino acids)
Biological process (GO): UTP biosynthetic process; CTP biosynthetic process; GTP biosynthetic process
Molecular function (GO): nucleoside diphosphate kinase activity
Source: RefSeq, a predicted model, not a curated record